AGAGGGGGAGUGAAUGAAUAAUGGCUAAUCUACAACAAAGCAGAAUUGAAGUCAUUGGAGGAACUACUCCAGAGAUUGGUGGAUGGUGCAGAGGGAUGAAGUGCAUAGUGGAAACUCCCAGCAAUCCUUUAGUGAUGGAGUAGUAAUAGGAGAAGCAGAGAGACUUUUUAUCGGACUGAAGGAGUAGGAGAAUGAGGCUUUAGACAUUAGAAAAGCAGUUUAUGCAGGAAAGGGUGAGUUUAAGAAGAGGAAGUGGUCACUGGAGUCUGGUCAAGAGGUGAAAAGUCUCAUUGUGUCUGAGGUAUGGGGUUGAGAGAAUCAGAUUUGUUAUAGACACCAGUUCUUUGAUUUUUCUGUACAAAGUAACAUUUGUAGAAUCUUAACCCUUCAUAUGUAAUAUUCAGAUAAACUUAUUUGAAAGAUAUGUGGAUUAAAAAGGAAACAUUAUAAAUGAAGUAGAAGUAUAUCAAAGAUGAGAGGAAAGGCUUGUAAUUGUUGACUGUAUAGCAUGGACCAGGGCUUCCCCCCGUUUUUUUUUUUCUUUCUUGAGGGAUGGGCAGUAAUAGUCUAGGCUGUCCUUGAACUUGCUACUGAUUCUCCUGCCUCUACCUCUCAAGUGCUAGGCCUACAGGUUUGUGUAGCACAUGUGGUUUUAUGUGGUACUUGGGUCAAACCCAGGGUUUGGUACAUGCUAGGGAUGCACUUUAGCUACUGAGCCACACUCCCAGUCAGAAUAUAGACAAGUUGAUAGAUAAGUCAGUAGAAGCUAGAUAGCUCAGUGCUUCUCAGCCUGUGUGUUAUGGUUCUUCCCGCAAACUUCUACCUCCAACAAUAGUUAUAUUAGCAAUUCAUAACGGCAACAAAAUUACAGUUAUGAAGUAACAAUGAAGAUAAAUGUUAUGGUUGAGGGUCAUCACAACAUGAGGAGCUGUGUUAAAGGGUCACAAGGGUCACAGCGUUAGGGAGGCUGAGAACCACUGGGUUAAAUGCAUAGACAGGAAGUGAACGAGGAGGUCAGAGAGGAGCGAGGAGGGGAAACAAUGUAGAGAAGAUGUGCUAACCGAGAAAAACUACUGUAUAUAAUGAGACCCAGGGUGGACGCAGCAGGAAAGGGACAGACAUCCUGCUGAGGAACUUAAAAUGUCCCGUUGGUAUGUCAUGCCUUUUUUUCCUCACUUUCAAUCUUUGUUAUUUUAUUUUUUUAGCUUUUAAAUAAGAGUCACAAUCUUAUUUUUCACUAAGCUGGCCUGAAACUGUAAUUCUUGAGUCUCAGACCCGUCCUUUUCUCCUCAGUGGCUGGGGCUAUGUGCAUUCCAUACUUAUGCCAUAUACUUUCUAUUUUAGAUUUGUUUGUUUACUUUAUAUAUAUGUGAGUACACUGUUGCUGUCUUCAGACACAGCAGAGGAGGGCAUCAGAUCCCAUUACUGAUGGUUGUGAGCCACCAUGUGGUUGCUGGGAAUUGAACUCAGGACCUCUAGAAGAGCAGUCAGUGCUCUUCACUGUCGAGCCAUCUCUCCAGCCCUGCCAGACAUAUACUUUCUUAGUUUUGGGAGUUUGCUUCCCAUUUAUUACCAAUGUAUAGAUGCCUCCCCACACAAUUCUAAAUAGGUUUUCUUGGCUUGUUUCUAUUUCUUUAAAUUUAUUUAUUUAUUUAUUUAUUUAUUUAUUUAUUUAUUUAUUUAUGAGGCAGGGUUUCUUUGUGUUGUCCUGGCUGUCCUGGAACUCACUCUGUAGACCAGGCUGGCCUUGAACUCAGAAAUCCGCCUGCCUCUGCUUCCCAAGUGCUGUGAUCAAAGGUGUGCGCCACCACGCUUGGCUUUCUUUAAAUUUUUGAUAAUUUUGUACACAUAUAUUCUAGUCUUAUCUGUUGAACAUCUUUAAGGCAUUGACCUACUAAUCCUAAAGACAAAAUAUAGUUUAAAUGGAAACUUUGCCACCAAAAAAGAAAUAAGUCCUUUAUCUUCUAUAUACUUACCAUAAUUAAUGAUAUUUAAGACCAACACCAGGCCUCUUAUUUGCUUGGAUCUCUGCUUCCAAACUUAGCCUGCCUAGCCCUGUAAUAGUACUCAUUUUUCUCUGUGUAGCCCUGACUGUCUUGGAACUCACUCUGUAGACCAGGCUGGCCUCGAACUCAGAAAUCCGCCUGCCUCUGCCUCCCAAGUGCUGGAAUUAAAGGCAUUUGCCACCACUGCCCGGCUUUGUCACCUUUUCUUUUAUACUAUCAAGGAUUUAAUUUUUUUAGAAAGUAUUUAUUAGCAUAUGUGUGCGUUGCAUAUUGAGGUUAGAGGGUAACUGACCCCACAUUGCUGUGGGUUUGGGGGAUGAGUGGUUCAGAGGACUUCUUACAAGUUCUUGCCUGUGGAGCCUUGCACUCACAGAAAUCCGCUUGCCUCUCUGCUUUCCUAGUGCUGGGAUUAAAAGUGCAUGCCACUGUCACUAGUUUAGAAAGCAUUUUUAGAGAUUUAUGUUAAGUUGUUGAGGGCAGGAUUGGAGAUAAAGUGAUUGGAGAUACAACUCAGAGGUGGAGUACUUGUCUCGCAUUCCUGCUGGAGGUUGGAGUCUAGCCCGGGUACUGUAAAAAGGAGAAACAAGGGCUGGGCCAGACCUAGGAAAUGGAGUUAUAAAAAAGACUCCUGGAAUAGUUUCACAGAAUGUGAAAUAAUAACUUUGAGAGGAUGAUGGAACAACGUGGAGAGUCUAUGAUUAUUUGGCAGGAGCUGGUACAAAAUAUAAAAGUUAAAUUUGGUGAAAUUUUUAAAGGAAACUUGUCAGGUAAAUUUCAAAAAAAUAAGUGGAAAGAUGGGCUGCAGAAAAAUUCCUUGAGGAAAAAAUACAGUUCUUAUGUUGAAACCAGAGGGAGGGAAGACUGAAAUGAGAAAGUGAAGGGAUAGAGAAGUGAGAGGAAGAGGGAGGAAUGAAGUUAUUGGAAGGUUUCUUCCUAUUUAAGGCAGUGUUCUGCCAGGUGCCUGGUACCUCCUGAUGACAGCUCAGUUUCUAAGGGUGCAGGUUUUUACCAAAGUUCCUGAAGCCACACAUUUUUCAUUUUAGACACCCAGGAAUAGGGAGUCCUAAAGUUUCUUGGGUUGGAGCUCUGGACAGGUUGGGGAGCCUGGCCUAACAGAGCGGACCGGCCAAGGCAAACCGAGCUUUGGGCCUGCGGGACCCACGCGCCUGCGGCCAAGGAAGGCCCCUUGGCGUAGAUCGAGGGAGUGAGAGAGCCGGGAGGCGGAGCCUUUUGUGUGCAGCGCGUGCGCCCGAGGCCUCGCUGCUGCUUCCGGAUCGGCGGUGCGCGCUGGCCCAGACUGCCAGGGUGCCCCGGUACAGUGUCUGUUCCAGUGGGGCCGCUGGGGGCCAGGGGCUGCUACUCCUCCUGUUCGCUGCCCUGUGCUUACAGCUUUAUGGUUCGUGAGAAGGAUAGAAGAGAAGAAUCAGUGGUUUGGAAAUUUAGCCAAGUGAUCUGGCGGGAUGGGCUUAUACCUGACACAUUUUAUAGAGGCAUUGGAUGGCACAAGUGACUGAGAGGAUCCCGAGAGUUUCCGGGGCCUGUGAAAGGUAGAAACUCAACCAUGAUUUCUUUCUCAACUCAACAGCAUUCCCUUCCUUGAAGUCUUCGUUUUUACUUCAGCCUCAGGCAGUUAUACUUAAGCAUGAACAUUGACGACAAACUGGAAGGAUUGUUUCUUAAAUGUGGCGGCAUAGACGAAAUGCAGUCUUCCAGGGCAAUGGUUGUAAUGGGUGGAGUGUCUGGCCAGUCCGCCGUGUCUGGAGAACUGCAGGAGUCAGUACUUCAAGAUCGAAGUUUGCCUCACCAGGAGAUCCUUGCUGCAGACGAAGUGUUACAAGAGAGUGAAAUGAGACAACAGGAUAUGAUAUCCCAUGAUGAACUCAUGGUCCACGAGGAGACAGUGAAAAAUGACGAAGAGCAGAUGGACACCCACGAGCGGCUUCCCCAAGGACUGCAGUAUGCACUCAAUGUCCCUAUAAGUGUAAAGCAGGAAAUUACUUUUACUGAUGUAUCUGAGCAACUGAUGAGAGACAAAAAACAAGUCAGAGAGCCAGUAGACUUACAGAAAAAGAAGAAGCGGAAACAACGCUCUCCUGCAAAAGUAAGAGACUGUGCUAAGAUCCUUACAAUAAAUGAGGAUGGAUCACUUGGUUUGAAAACCCCUAAAUCUCACGUUUGUGAGCACUGCAAUGCUGCCUUUAGAACGAACUAUCACUUACAGAGGCAUGUCUUCAUUCAUACAGGCGAAAAACCGUUUCAAUGUAGUCAAUGUGACAUGCGUUUCAUACAGAAGUACCUGCUUCAGAGACACGAGAAGAUCCAUACCGGUGAAAAACCAUUUCGCUGUGAUGAAUGUGGUAUGAGAUUCAUACAGAAAUAUCACAUGGAAAGGCACAAAAGAACUCACAGUGGAGAGAAGCCUUAUCAGUGUGAAUACUGCUUACAGUAUUUUUCCAGAACAGAUCGUGUAUUGAAACAUAAACGUAUGUGCCAUGAAAAUCACGACAAAAAACUAAACAGAUGUGCCAUCAAAGGUGGCCUUCUGACAUCAGAGGAAGAUUCUGGCUUUUCUACAUCACCAAAAGAUAAUUCACUGCCAAAAAAGAAAAGGCAAAAAACUGAGAAGAAAUCGUCUGGGAUGGACAAGGAGAGUGUGCUGGACAAAUCUGACCUGAAGAAAGACAAGAACGAUUACCUGCCUCUCUACUCGUCGAGCACUAAAGUAAAGGAUGAGUACAUGGUGGCAGAGUAUGCUGUUGAGAUGCCACACUCAUCAGUGGGAGGCUCUCACCUAGAAGAUGCAUCUGGAGAAAUACACCCACCCAAGUUGGUUCUCAAAAAAAUCAAUAGUAAGAGAAGUCUGAAGCAGCCCUUGGAGCAAAGUCAAACCAUUUCACCCCUAUCCAGCUAUGAAGACAGCAAAGUUUCCAAGUACGCUUUUGAGCUUGUGGAUAAGCAGGCGUUACUGGACUCAGAAGGCAGUGCUGACAUCGAUCAAGUGGAUAACUUGCAGGAGGGCCCCAGCAAACCUGUGCACAGCAGUACUAAUUACGACGAUGCCAUGCAGUUUCUGAAGAAGAAGCGGUAUCUUCAAGCUGCAAGUAACAACAGCAGGGAGUACGCACUGAAUGUGGGCACCAUAGCCUCUCAGCCUUCUGUGACACAAGCCGCCGUGGCCAGCGUCAUUGAUGAAAGCACCACAGCAUCCAUACUGGAUUCCCAGGCACUGAAUGUGGAGAUUAAGAGCAAUCAUGACAAAAAUGUUAUCCCAGAUGAGGUCCUGCAGACUCUGCUGGAUCAUUAUUCCCACAAACCUAAUGGACAGCAUGAGAUUUCCUUCAGCGUUGCAGAUACUGAAGUGACUUCUAGCAUAUCAAUCAAUUCUUCCGAUGUACCUGAAGUCACCCAGUCAGAGAAUGUUGGAUCAAGCUCCCAAGCAUCCUCAUCAGAUAAAGCUAACAUGUUGCAGGAAUACUCCAAGUUUCUGCAGCAGGCUUUGGACAGAACUAGCCAAAACGAUGCCUAUUUGAAUAGCCCGAGCCUUAACUUUGUGACUGACAACCAGACCCUUCCAAAUCCGCCAGCAUUCUCUUCCAUAGACAAGCAAGUCUAUGCAGCCAUGCCCAUCAAUAGCUUUCGAUCAGGAAUGAAUUCUCCACUAAGAACAACUCCAGAUAAGUCCCACUUUGGACUAAUAGUCGGUGACUCACAGCACCCGUUUCCCUUUUCAGGUGACGAGACAAACCACGCCUCUGCCACGUCAACAGCAGACUUUUUGGAUCAAGUCACUUCUCAGAAGAAAGCUGAGGCACAGCCUGUCCACCAGGCUUACCAAAUGAGCUCCUUUGAGCAGCCCUUCCGUGCUCCAUAUCAUGGAUCCAGAGCUGGAAUAGCAACUCAGUUUAGCACUGCCAAUGGACAGGUGAACCUUCGGGGACCAGGGACAAGUGCUGAAUUUUCAGAAUUUCCCUUGGUGAAUGUAAAUGAUAAUAGAGCUGGGAUGACAUCUUCACCAGAUGCCACAACUGGCCAGACUUUUGGCUAAAAAAAAAAAAAAUGUGUAAAUAAUACUGGCACUUUAGAACAGAUUACUCAAGAGUGGGGUUGCUCUGUAAAAUGGAGUGCUGUACAGUUCUAAGAGCAGUGCGUUCAUAGCAAGCUGAUAAGAAUAGCAAGAUAAUCCAAUAACUGCAUUUUGUUUGGUUAGUCAGCAUUCCUUGAACUGCCUUACGUGUCGUCACCGUUAGAGAAGCAAAUGCAUUACCUGUUUUAGAUCAGAACCUUGCUAUUCACCCACACCAAGAUAAAAGAAAAAGACUUUCGCACAAUUGUUUCCUAACUGAUAACAUUGUACAUUCUUAGGAGCGUAGUAAUUGUGUGAAACUUCCUCAUACUGUUUCUGAGUUUUUCAGCAUAGUAUUGCACUUCAGCAGGGAAUCCGAGGAUAUGUCACAGACAGUGAACUUAAAGUUUCAAUGUCAAGAGAUUAUGGCUUAAAUACGUAGUUUGUCCUAUAGGGGGGAAUAAAAAGAAACCACCUUUAAAAAUGAUAUGCCAUAUACCCUUGGUUUUCAUUUUGCAUUAUUGACAUGGUUUUUUUUUUUUUUGAAGAAAAAGUAAUAAAAAUCUGAUAGUCUAAGACUCCACUAUUUAAAAGCCUAAUUACUUUUUAAGUAUGCAUACUUUCAAACCUUUUACCAAAACACACAACCGCUGAAGCACUCACUUCUCUAUGGAAGUAUGCAUAUCGGUGUCAGUUUCUUUGUACAGGUAAACUUAGAUAUUUUUUAUGAUUUUUCAUGUGCAAGUAUCAAGGUUUGAAGUUUUAGUAAAAAAAAUAAAUAUUCUGUAGAUUACAUUCCCAAGAAAAUAAUGCUUACACAAAAUGUAUAUUCCACGUUUUAAAGCUGAAAUGUAUUUUAUUUUACACACUUCAGUUGACAUAGAGCACUUAGAAUUAAUCUGGUAUUUUUUGAUUUCUCAAAGUUAAAAUCAUAGAUUUUUUAGGUUUGAUAUGGUUGUGUCAUAAUCAUCUCAUAAUUGACAAUUUUGCUUUUUGGCAAUAAAAGAAAGUUGGGAUAUCUUUGAACUGUAAAACCUGGUUUAAUUCUUCUCUUUCUGGACUCUUGAUAGAUUGGAUAAUUAAACAGUAUCCCAAGAAACUAAAGAAAUGGGCAUUUUAAUUGCUUACUUACGUUACAUUUAAGUGAAUACUGCUCACGACAGUUUUACCAAGCGAAAGAGCUUACUGAUUCCAGUAACUGCAAUUUCUUUUUCAGCUAGAUGAGUGAUGGGAAAUUUUUUGUUGCAUUUCAAAAUCUAAAUAAACUACAGACUUUAUCCUUAUACCACGAAUGUUUUUUUUAUAUAUGUAUACUUUGUCUUAAAAUAAUACAGCAUGAUAUAAUAAAUAGUGCUUUUAUAUAUAUAUAUAUAUACACACUUUUAUGAAGAAUGAUGGUUUGAGUUACACAUUGAACAGUUUUAAUUUUUGGAGACUAACAUCGGCUCUACAUCUCUUUUAUUUGUUCUACUUUUUUGGGUUUUGUACUUUCCAUUUCCGCCAUCUUUAUCGCAGUGCCCCAGUGGUGACCUGAAACCAGUACCCUUGGGAGAUGACGCUUUGUUAACUUCCAUUUUGACUUUGCUGUUGACCCUGUAGAUGCGUGCUUUGUUUCAGUGUUGAGUAUUUUAUCCAUUUAAAUUAUUUUUCUUUUAUUUAAUGUUAUCCCAAGACUGUUCUCAUAAAGAAGGGAACAAAGAAAUAUCCUCCCCCAGUGUCCUUCACUUACACUCAUUUAUUUUUUAAAAUGUUGGUAUUUUUAUGACAAGGAAUAUAAGUUAUGUUUAUGUGGUUUCCUCUACACUUUGUUAUGAAACUGCUUGAAAUCAUAGUUUUCCCAUUUGACAGCUUUGCUGUCAGAUCUUCAAGAACUUUAGACUUCUUUGAAGUGACUAUUUUAAGUUCUGCCAUUAUCGAUCUGAAGACUGAUGUGUGUCUGUGGCGCAUCACAUAACCACAGGAACGCUUCAUCAGAUGAGGUGUGAUGGACCGUGUGCACCCUAGAUGGGUGCUUGUAUUUUUCUCAUAGUACUUUUGACAAGAGCAGACAUUUAUCUCCUAAGUUGAACCUGAUUAAAAACACAGUGUGGUUCCACUGAGCACUUGAUGCAUUUCUUGUACAGUGUAAGGGUCUGUUUUUAACAUCACCAGCACAGUUUUAAGAAUGUGACGGUUGCUGAGCGGUUCAGGUCAGCUUAGGAAGAAAAAGCCUUUGAAAAUGGAAGUUCUGUAAACAGAAUUUCAGGUGUUGCAUUCCUGUCUUAAACACAUUUCUUUAAAUCCACACAACGGCAGACUUUUCUACCAGGUAAUAAGCAUUCGAGAUAACUGAUAGCCAGCAUAACUUACUGACUUACCAGUUAAGUAUAGUCAUCACUUACUGUGAAAUUCCAGAUGCCUGCCAGGCUCAGCUUGUAUCUUCAUCCUUCGAGAAGCAUCUCAACAGGCUGGGUUUCCCUGUGUUGGUUUAGAAAGCUUUCCUGCCUGGGCAUUAAAGAAAGAAAGUGGCCUUGUGUGCUGCUCUGGACAGAUCCCUGGAGGAUAUGAGAUACCCUGUCAGUUCACACUUCUCAUUUCUUCUCCAAGCAUAGCUCUAGCACCCUUCAGCUUCUGCUCACCGUUAGCCUGUCAGUCUGGGCCCACUAGACAAGGCAGGAGCUCUCCAGCAUCCGAAAGCAUUGCUGCUGUUUGCGCUUCAGUUCUUACUGCACAUGUAUCUCAUUGGCUUUGGAAUAGCUGAGUAGCUCCUGUGGUUUUUAUUUUUGUGGAUCUACAGUGUACAUGUGCUACCUAGUCAGGUAGGAGUCCACCAUCUUAGCUCUGACUCAGGGUGCCAGCAAUGGGUCAUUUCUGUCUCUUAGGAGGUAGAAGAGGCCUUGUGCUCAGGGCAAGCUUUCAUUCCCACAGGUGAGGGACACUUGCAAAGUGCCAGCAAGGCUAGAUGUUUUGCCACUUCUUUGAUUUUUAUUAAUUUGGGCUUUUAAAGGGCUGUUUAAAAAAAAAAAAAAAAAAGCGGCCGGGAACCUCUGAGUAGGUGUGCUGCGUCCGGAGCUCCCUCGAACCUAAGCUAGAGGUCAUCUUUUACAGUGUACUUACUUGAAGAAGCUCUAUUCUAAUCAAUGAGAAUCUAUUUGAGUCUGCAAUUUAAGUUAAAACCUUUUCCGUUUCAAAUUGCUUUAUUUCAGGGAAAUAAUUUUCCAGUUGUUUUUGCUAUAUUCUGCAAAUAAAAAGUGUGUGUUUCCUUUUUUCCACCUAAACUUUGGUAGGAAACAGACUAAAGCAGACAAACAUUUCUUGUUGUGUUUGUUGCUUUCUUUAAUCCAAUGGAUAAAAAAAGUAAAACCCUGUAAACAUUAUUUUAUUUUUUUAUGCAAUACCAUGCUGUAAAUAGGGUUCAUCGAGUAAGGAUGCGCCUACCUAUGACUGAACCUUUGAUUCUGCACAGUUAGAGUUUAUAUAUAAACGUGUCUUGACAAUCAAGGACUUGAUGUGAGUCUUCCUUUAUGAUGUUUAUUAAUGUUAUGCAUUCCAUUUGUUUGAAGUGAGUACCAAUGUGCUAAUUUGUAUUGUCUGAAAGUAUGUAAUGUUUUUACAGCUUGUUUUUAAGACUCUGUAAAUAUGUACAAACCAGUCACAGUACCGCUUUAUGUUAGAAGGCGUGUGAUGUUGUACUGUAUGUAAGCAAUAAUACAUAGCAGUGCUAACUUUACAAGUAGCAUCAGGAACGUUCUAGAGAAACAUUUCAGAGUUAUCCUUAUUAGUUACCCUUGUUUCACUUAAUAAUGAUUACCUUUAAUCAGUUUUUAUAAGCAAAUUCCAUUGUUCCUCCUGUUGGAACGUAACACUGUUUACACAGCAUAACUGACGUUGCAGGGGGGACAGGCUAGAUGUGGCUUCGCCUGUGCUCACUCUCACUAAGCAUUGAAUGGCCUUACCACUCUUGUGCAAAGAUGGAGGAAGACCGCUGAACUUAGUGCCCAUCACACUGAAGGAAGGGAUGUGUUUUGUUUUGUUUUGUUUUGUUUUCCUGUUUCUGUACGGCUACCUAACUCUGGUUUGCUUUGGGUUUUAAUGUGUUUCUGCUCUAGAUUCAAGCCCGCAAGUGUUGAGGUAACUUCAGUUCAGUUGUGAAGUAGAUAGAUUUCUUCAUAUUUCAUAGCUACAUUUCAAUGAUUCUAAACUUUCUACUUUGAUUUUUAGAUACUUAUUUUUCAAGCUUGAUUUCUCAGCUGACCAGAUGAAUUUACUCAACUUCAAUACAAAGAAAGACAAACUUAUAGCUUGAAGUGAGUAGAUAUUAUACUGUACAGAGCAGCUCUCUGAACACCCAUCACUGCUUUAGAAACGAAGCCGCCAAUUUAUAAAUGAUUAUGACCUACAUUUUAUAGGGAAAAUGUUUUUAAUGCUAGUCAUUUAUAUAAUGUGCUUUGAAGGGUUUGCUAGGCCACUCCUGUCACUUUUUAGCACACUGGUACCUUUUCUAUGUAAUGUAUGCUUUUUAUUAUUGUAGCAAAGCAUUUCAGUAGAAAGAAUUUUGCAACAAUAUGGGGGAAAUUUUUCAUUGUCGGGUUUGAAUUAUACUGGAUUUUAUCUGUCUAGUCUUACUUGUCUUUAUUUUAAUGCUGUCUGGAAGGGACCUUGGUACCCAAAUAAAGCAGGUUAACCUCAUUGCUUCAAGGGCA
Molecule: messenger RNA, 10751 nt
Organism: Mus musculus (house mouse)
Lineage: Eukaryota; Metazoa; Chordata; Mammalia; Rodentia; Muridae
Gene: Zfp148
Product: zinc finger protein 148
Exons: 9
Coding region: 3649-6051 (800 amino acids)
Biological process (GO): negative regulation of transcription by RNA polymerase II; regulation of transcription by RNA polymerase II; negative regulation of DNA-templated transcription
Cellular component (GO): nucleus; nucleoplasm
Molecular function (GO): transcription cis-regulatory region binding; sequence-specific DNA binding; RNA polymerase II cis-regulatory region sequence-specific DNA binding
Source: RefSeq, a predicted model, not a curated record